Mollisia scopiformis is the source of this 870-nucleotide messenger RNA. RefSeq lists its product as uncharacterized. Lineage: Eukaryota; Fungi; Ascomycota; Leotiomycetes; Helotiales; Mollisiaceae. Bases 59 to 748 code for a protein of 229 amino acids. The transcript has a single exon. The record is from RefSeq and is a predicted model, not a curated record.
CCUCUAUACACCAAAACCAACCAACAUCCUCACUCCAUACACACCACCAGCCACCAAAAUGUACACACCCUACUACUACUACUACCCAGCAGCCCAAGCAAUCCCCCUCCCACGCCCCGUCCCCAUCCAAUACACCUACCCCCGCCCCAUCAUCCCACAACUCACUCCCGGCCCCGGCUCCUACGGCACCCCUCUCCCCGUCCCAGCAAACACACCCACAGACCACCAUCUCCAAUACAUCGGCGGUCGGUGGACAGUGGUUCCUCAUUACCAUCUCAACCAGGCUUCUCCACAAGUUCGAUACUACUCUCCUCCAGCAGCAGCAGCAGCAUAUCCAAGAACUGGGUAUAAUACCGUGCAUGGGUAUGAUUACGGGCAAGCGCCUCCUGGAUGGGGUCAGAAUGCUGGGGUUUGGAACUGGGUAGCGGCUCCUGUGCAGAUGGUGCCGUUGCCGGCUCCUGUUGGGUAUCAGAUACUCCCUGUGGCGAUUCCCGCAGCUCCAGCUCCAGCUCCAGCGCAGAAUCUAAACCCAGCAACGCAGAAUCAAGCACCGGCUCCAGCGCCGCGAGGGGAUGAUCCUACACCUGCACCAAUGCCUCAUUCACAGACUGAUCCAGCCACGCAGGCUGCGCCACCGAGGACGGAAGCGUCAAGACAAGCAAAUGAGGACACUACACCAGCUGAACCAACGCAUGGGAGAAGUGCGGCAUCAUCUGCAGAUUCGACUAGAGCGCAGAACGGCCAUUAGUAGCAUCAAUUCAAGACGGGUGGUAGUGGGUAUUGAGAGAUUGAGCUUAACGCUGGAUAAUGGAUGCUGUAGAUAUGAUGGAAAGUGACAGUGUCGGAAUUCGUAUAUUGCGUAGAAGCCGG